AUGUCUAAUAACAGCUCAGUGCAAUCAGCUGGUGUUAAUUAUGUGGUAAGACAGCUCAAUUACAAGGUCGUUAUAGUGCAGGUCCUGAUUGCAGUUUUCCUUUACAUUAACUUUAUGCUCAUCAUAACCUUUUUAAAGAGGGAUUUUUUUCGCACAAGCAUGCGUUACAUCUUCUUUGCUCUCACAUUGCUGUUUGAUUGUUUGUUCUUAGUGCUGAGUGACAUCCUGCUCCUCAUGAGUUAUUUCCAAUGGACCCUGCAAGUUUCGUUAUGUUCUCUUAUAUACAUUGUGUUAUCUCUGAGCACUUUUGUCACACCAAUUACUUUGACAGCGAUGACCUUUGAGCGCUACGUGGCCAUUUGCAUGCCCCUGCACUAUGGAAAGCUUUGCAACAUGCGCAGCGCCCUGUACUGCAUCCUCAUUAUCCAUGGCCUCAGCUGCAUACCCAUCAUGAUCAAUAUCUCUAUCUUCUUUGCAAUAGCUGCCCAUAGCUUCUACAUCCAGUACAGGGUAUGCUCUGUGGAGAUGUUCAUCAUUCACAAGUGGCAGGGUAAUGUUAGGUCAGCCGUGCAUCAGUUGUACUUCUUGAUCAUGUCUGUCAGCAUUGUCUUCUCCUAUGUGAAAAUAAUGAAAGUUGCCAAAGUUGCAUCAGGAGAGAAUAAAAAGUCGUCAAGGAAAGGGCUGCAAACCGUGACUCUCCACGCCUUCCAGCUCUUCCUCUGCCUUACAUAUCUGUGGUGCCCAUUUAUUGAGACUGCUGUCAGACAGUUUGAUUUCAUGUUAUUCAUUAACGUGAGGUACUUUAACUACAUAACUUUUAUUCUUGCUCCAAAAUGCCUCAGUCCUCUCAUUUAUGGCCUUAGGGAUGAGAAGUUUUUUCUUGCAUUGAAAUGCUAUGCCUCAUUUGGCUUGUAUAAGAAAAAAUCUUCAGAUUUUCUCUAA
This is a messenger RNA of Myripristis murdjan (pinecone soldierfish), 942 nucleotides long. RefSeq names its product odorant receptor 131-2-like. The transcript has a single exon. Gene Ontology annotation, biological process: G protein-coupled receptor signaling pathway; detection of chemical stimulus involved in sensory perception of smell. NCBI's taxonomy places the organism in Eukaryota, Metazoa, Chordata, Actinopteri, Holocentriformes, Holocentridae. Gene Ontology annotation, cellular component: membrane. Gene Ontology annotation, molecular function: G protein-coupled receptor activity; olfactory receptor activity; odorant binding. The record is from RefSeq and is a predicted model, not a curated record. Bases 1 to 942 code for a protein of 313 amino acids.